AUGGACCUAAAUGUUACAUAUAUUACUCUUGAUGGGUAUGUGGAAGUUCACAAAUACAGAUACCUUUAUUUCAUGAUUAUUUUUAUAGCAUAUAUUCUGAUAAUCUGCAGUAAUUCUACUAUUGUCUAUCUGAUCUGGAUUCACCAAAACCUCCAUGAGCCGAUGUACGUUUUCAUCGCAGCUCUGUUAAUCAACUCAGUUCUUUACAGCACUGCGAUCUACCCGAAGCUGCUGAUUGACUUUUUAUCUGAGAAGCAGAUCAUAUCUUAUUCUGCCUGUCUCUGUCAAUAUUUUAUGUUUUACUCUUUAGGUGGUUCAGAGUUCUUACUGUUGGCAGCCAUGGCCUAUGACAGAUAUGUGUCUAUAUGUAAACCUCUGCAAUAUCCAACUGUCAUGAGAAAAGCAACUGUCAUUAUCUUUCUGGCUUCAGCCUGGCUUGUGCCUGCUUGUCAGCUUUUGGUAUCAACAACAGUAAAUGCUAAUAAAAAGCUCUGCAGGUUUACUCUGCAAGUAAUUUUUUGCAAUAACUCACUUUACAAACUUCAUUGUGUGCCUUCAAGAGCAAUAUCUAUAUAUGGUGUGUUCAUUUUGCUGAAUGUUGCUCUUUUUCCUCUGCUCUUUAUACUUUUUACGUACGCAAAAAUAUUUACUGUGACCUCUAGAAGCUGUAGAGCAGUGAGGACAAAAGCUGCAGAGACGUGUUUACCCCACCUGCUGGUUUUGAUGAACUUUUCCUUGUUGUGCACAUAUGAUGUUACUUUGGUCAGACUGGAAUCUGAUAUUCCAAAAAUGGCACGUUUAAUAAUGACUUUACAGCUGGCUUUGUAUCAUCCUCUCUUCAAUCCAGUCAUAUAUGGACUGAAGAUGAAAGAAAUUUCCAAACACCUCAAGCAGUUGUUCUGUCAACACAAAAUGAACUUGUGA
This is a messenger RNA of Chelmon rostratus (copperband butterflyfish), 924 nucleotides long. RefSeq names its product olfactory receptor 6N2-like. Bases 1 to 924 code for a protein of 307 amino acids. The record is from RefSeq and is a predicted model, not a curated record. Gene Ontology annotation, molecular function: olfactory receptor activity; G protein-coupled receptor activity. Gene Ontology annotation, cellular component: membrane. NCBI's taxonomy places the organism in Eukaryota, Metazoa, Chordata, Actinopteri, Chaetodontiformes, Chaetodontidae. Gene Ontology annotation, biological process: G protein-coupled receptor signaling pathway. The transcript has a single exon.